Messenger RNA from Peromyscus eremicus (cactus mouse), 1878 nucleotides. RefSeq names its product carbonic anhydrase 14 (gene Ca14). The transcript is spliced from 11 exons. Bases 487 to 1500 code for a protein of 337 amino acids. The record is from RefSeq and is a predicted model, not a curated record. Gene Ontology annotation, cellular component: plasma membrane. NCBI's taxonomy places the organism in Eukaryota, Metazoa, Chordata, Mammalia, Rodentia, Cricetidae. Gene Ontology annotation, molecular function: zinc ion binding; carbonate dehydratase activity.
CACCCAUCUGAGCGGCAGUGUGAACGGCAAAGGAAGAGCUCCCUCCUGCUGGGCUCCUGAACCAAGGCCAGGGCGCUCCGCGGGGCCAUCCUGCAUGCCUAAUCCGCUAUUUAAGGAGCUAGCUGCUCUCCUGCAGCCCAGGUACCACCCCCUCCUCACGUACACCGGUACAGAGCCACCUUAAAAGCCGGAGGCAACUGUGAAGUUGCUGGCCAGUAAGUGGUGUAGUGACUACGGAGGGACAGAGAGCUGAGAGAGGAAGAGAGAGAGAGAGAGAGAGAGAGAGAGAGAGAGAGAGAGAGAGAGAGAGAGAUUGAUUAAUUUAUCCUGGGAUCCAGAAGUUCGUUCUAACCUGAGGAAAAUCAAAUCCCUGGAAGCUUGCAGAGACCAGAAGAAAACACGCCAGAAACUCUUCUCUCUCUCCUUCCACACCUCUCUCUCCUAGCUCCCAAAUUCCUGGCUCCCCCGUGCACCGCUGUGGAGAUAAUGUUGCUCUUCACUCUCCUGUUAAAGGUGACUUGGAUCCUGGCUGCAGAUGGGGGUCACCACUGGACAUAUGAAGGCCCACAUGGUCAGGACCACUGGCCAGCCUCUUACCCUGAGUGUGGAGGCAAUGCCCAGUCCCCCAUCGACAUCCAGACAGACAGUGUGAUAUUUGACCCUGAUCUGCCUGCUGUACAGCCCCAUGGAUAUGACCAGCCUGGUACUGAACCUUUGGAGCUACAUAACAAUGGCCACACAGUCCAGCUCUCCUUGCCCCCUACCCUGCACCUGGGGGGACUGCCCCGGAAAUACACAGCAGCCCAGCUCCACCUGCACUGGGGUCAGAAAGGAUCCCAAGAGGGCUCAGAGCACCAGGUCAACAGCGAAGCCACAGCUGCAGAGCUUCACGUGGUCCAUUAUGACUCGGAGUCCUAUGGCAGCCUGAGUGAGGCUGCUCAGAAGCCUCAGGGCCUGGCUGUCCUAGGCAUCUUAAUUGAGGUGGGCGAGACUGAGAAUCCAGCCUAUGAGCACAUUCUGAGUCAUCUGCAUAAAAUAAGACACAAAGAUGAUGUAACCUUAGUGCCGCCCUUCAGUGUGAGAGAGCUGCUCCCCCAACAGCUGGAGCAGUUCUUCCGUUACAACGGCUCGCUCACAACCCCCCCCUGCUACCAGAGUGUCCUCUGGACAGUCUUCAACAGAAGGGUCCAGAUUUCAAUGGGACAGUUAGAAAAGCUCCAGGAGACGUUGUCCUCUACAGAAGAGGAGGCCCCUGAGCCCCUCAUACAGAACUACAGAGUCCCCCAGCCUCUCAACCAGCGGAUCGUCUUUGCUUCGUUCACCCAAGUGGGACCAUUGUAUACCACAGGAGAGAUGCUGGGUCUAGGCGUGGGAAUCCUGGCCGGAUGUCUCUGCCUUCUGCUGGCUGUUUAUUUCAUCGCUCGAAAAAUUAGGAAGAAGAGGCUAGGGAACAGGAAGAGUGUGGUCUUCACCUCAGCACGGGCUGCCACAGAGGCGUAAGCUGUCUCAAGAUGCCACGGACGCCUUCCCCUUAUACCUGUUAGAGAGCCUCUCUAAGGGGGUGCAAGGACUGAACUACCAGUAGUAGGCAGACACAUGCCCUUCUACAUACCACCUCCCCACUCAUACACCAGAGAAGCAAGGACCCAGCUCUGCAAGGAAGAGCGGAGCCUUUGGCCUUUCAACAACGAAGGUCAGGAGAUCCCUGUUUUAAUGUUUAGCUAUGAAGAAGCGGAGGAUAGGCCCUGAUAUCCCUCCCCUUACACUUUCACGGCCCCUCCCCUAGAUACACAUCGUGGAUUUUUUUUUCCUCUAGGAAAAAAAGCUGCUACUAGGAUUUUAGUUAUUUUUUUUGCUCAAUAAUGUUUGAAAACUCAA